Molecule: messenger RNA, 4568 nt
Organism: Brassicogethes aeneus
Lineage: Eukaryota; Metazoa; Arthropoda; Insecta; Coleoptera; Nitidulidae
Source: the annotation of a GenBank genome assembly
GUGUUUAUCGAAAUUCUAAAGAAACGGGGUGAAAAAUGUCUCAAAAAAUACCACAAAUUGAUAAGUUGGUGCGUGUUGGUUACUAUAAGUUGGAAAAAACAAUAGGAAAAGGGAAUUUCGCAGUGGUAAAGCUAGCAACACACAUAGUAACGAAUACAAAAGUGGCCAUAAAAAUAAUAGACAAGACUGCCCUGGACGAGGAUAAUUUGACGAAAAUAUUUCGUGAAACCGCCAUUUUGAAAAAAUUGAGACACCCUCACAUAACCAGGCUCUAUGAGCUUAUGGAAACAAACAAUACAAUCUACAUGGUGACUGAAUAUGCGAGCGAAGGAGAAAUAUUCGACCAUUUGGUGGCAAAAGGAAGAAUGCAAGAAAAUGAAGCUAAAAGAAUAUUUUGUCAAAUCGUGUCCGCAGUAAGUUACUGCCACACGCAAGGCAUAGUUCACAGAGAUUUGAAGGCUGAAAAUUUACUAUUAGACCAUAAUAUGAACAUUAAGUUGGCAGACUUUGGAUUUAGCAACCAAUAUACAGAUGGCAACUUACUGUCAACGUGGUGCGGUUCUCCACCUUAUGCCGCCCCUGAGCUUUUCCAGGGCCUUAACUAUGAUGGGCCCAAAGCUGACAUAUGGAGCUUGGGUGUAGUUCUAUAUGUUUUGGUUUGUGGUAGUUUACCAUUUGAUGGUAGAUUACCAUUUAUGUCAUUAAGAAAUGUGGUAAUUGAAGGGAGAUUCAGAAUACCAUAUUUUAUGUCACAAGAUUGUGAACAUCUAAUAAGACACAUGCUAGUGGUGGAUCCAGAAAAACGUCUUACCAUAACGCAAAUCGGCAAGCACAGGUGGCUGAGUAAUGUACCAAUAGUGGACACAGGGCCUGAAAAAGACAUACAUCUAAAUAAAACAGUCAUAGACCACAUGCUGCAACUGCCAGAUUUAAAUCAUGCUGUUAUAGAACAUUCUAUAAAAAACAACAGCUUCGAUCACAUCUAUGCCAUUUAUAAUUUGUUGCUGGAUAAGCUACAUCAAAGGACUAUAAACUUUCAGUGCAAAGUUCAACAGAGAAAGGCUGAUAUUAUACAAAAGGAGGAACAAAUAUCACAUGAUCAUCAUCUACACUCAAGACCUCCCAAAAUAAAUGAAAGAAGCGAAUCUUUCAACGAACAACAACUCGUAGAACGCCUCGCAAAUGAGGCUCGCCAAUUCGGGCUCGGCUUUGGAGCCCAAAUGACGCCACAAAGCCCCAAUCAAGCCCACGAGGAAGCCUUCAAUUGUAGAAGGGAGAGCUUCAACGAAAAUUACCUUAGAGAGUUCAGAGAUGAAGCCCGGGAACGCAGAAGAUCCCUUAAUGAACACGGCAUGGAAGAAGUCGGGUCACCGUUUGUCUCCAUGCCUGCCAUACCCGCCGUUUAUUUGGCUGAGGAUGGAGAAAAUCAGCUUUUGGAGAAGUUUGGAGAUAUGGAUACAGACACAAGUGAAGAUGCUAUAUCGUUGACAGUUCCAUCAUCUUCCACUACUGGAUAUAGCAGUUAUGCUUCUUCGGGGGACAAAUUGACCGUUAGACGGCAUACCGUGGGUCCAGGAGACCCAGCGCACGAACAAGUCCUGGAGUCGCAUUAUAUGGUCCAAGAUCCAAACUGUCAAAAAUUAUUCCAACACGUACCCCCCCUGGGGGCCCAAAAUCAAUAUUAUGGCGGAAAAGACCCUCAUUUGUUAAAACCACCCACUGUUUUAAGUGCGACCGGUGGAUUUGGCAGAAGGGCUUCAGAUGGUGGUGCCAAUUUGCACAUGGCAUGGGGUGCCCCAGGGUCCCAUGAGCAAUUGUCAAUAAUGUCAACCAGUUCCAGUGGCAACCCAAGUCUAAGCAGUGGUGCCACACAACCCCUUGAACAACACGCUUUAGAAGAAGUAGCUAGGUAUAUGCAAGGUAGGGGCCAAAAUAAAAGGCACACAAUGGCCAGCACAGAAGAUGUACAUAACCUACAAUCGCCAACGGCCUCUGGUGGUAGAACUAGAAGAACUGGCCUCUUGACCGUUAUGGAAAGACCGCCCGGCCGCGAACAAAAGGAAAGGUAUAGUCCUGUAAGGAGGGGCAGUGAAGGUUCAGCAGGAGGUUCAAGGACACUGAGCCCUUCAACCCCUCAGCAGGAAUGUCAAAGGCUACAAAGAGGGUUGCAGUCUAGAAAUAGCCCGCCUAGAUCAAUACCAGGAUCUCCCAUCCACCAAAGCCUGGGUGGUGCCCAGCAACAACUGGGCGAAUGCCCAUCACCAAUCCAUCAAUAUUACCCCCCGAUCACAGACCCUACGUUGGGUCUCCCCCCUGAAGGCUACUCCCCCCACCAUGCAUCCUUUGGAGGCAGCCCUCUUCACAACGCGAUGGGCUCCCCCAUACAACAUCAACCCGUUUACGGUCAAGUUCCAGGACUGGCGAUGUAUUCGGCCGGAAAUUCGCCCAUUUUGGGCACCAUGCUGAGCCCAAACUCGAGCCCAGUUUUUGGUGGGUACGCACAACCGUCACCUGGGAGUAGCGUUUCUUCUAUUACACAAGGCAUCAGCGGGCUAAACACAACAGGAGGCUCGUCCGUAAUUGGGGGCGGCUCCAUAACGCAAGGCACCGCCGCCGCGGCUUUGCAACUCGACGUCCGCUGUCAACCGCCAUCGCCCGAAGACUUAUCCGCCAACAAAAUGGACACGGCCGCCAUGCAGCAGCCGUUCUUGCACCAACCGCCCCCGCAUCAUAUCCACCACAUACUGAACAUACACAGCCACAGAAGUCUGACGAAUUCUCCCAUCAGUAAUCCGGGUAGUCCGGGUUUGGACAUGAUCCAGGAGGAGAUUCACGUGCACCCGGCCGCACCCAAGCUGGAGGCGGUCGUCGGGUAUCCGCAGAUAUCCGUCACUGAUGUGUUAGGUAGCGAAGUAACGCUGGUUGCCGGAUCAGACACGUCAGAAGACUCCAUGGACAGCUUAGACAACCAAAAAUCCUCGCGCAUACCUUCGUUCAUAAUAUCCGAGCCAUCGGAAAACUUGCCGUCGAUUACGCGGGGCAUCGGGCGCAAAACGAGCCAAGAAAACAACAACGACGAUAACAGUCGAACGGCUCCGAGGCUGUACGACGAAAGUUCCGCGCAUUCCGAGGAGUUUUUUCUGAGGAGGAACAGUGAUAAGGGCUCGGUGUAUUCGGAUGAUUCUUUGUCCAAUGAUAGUUUGAGUAUACACAGCAAUCAAAGUCCUAGUUCGAGUUCAAACACGCAAUCGAGUCACGCGUGCGAUUCCGAUAUCAGAAAUCGCCCCGUCGAUUUCAGCUACGAUCCUUCCAUGGUGGGCGCGUGCGGCGUUGCCACGUCUCGCGGUGCGGCGGCCGAAUCCUUCCAAAUAUUCCAGAACAUCAAGAUGAACUUUGGCGAAGCCGGUCAGUUCUCCGUCUAUGACGACCCGACGAGCCAGCUGACGGGUCAAAUGCCGGGCAGAGGCGAGCUGGCAACCGCGCACCCAGGGCCCGGCUUGCACAAAAAUUCAGGUUCCUUUGAAUUCGAACUAUCGGAAGUAUGUUCGAAACUUCACUCCACCGACAUCCUAGAAAUGGUAAGACGCACAAUCACAGACCAAAUACCCCCGAAAACCUGUUCGAGCGCUGAAGACAUCUCCGACAGACUUUCGCUAGAGUACGAAGGUGGCAUUCAGAUCGAACUGAAAGUCAUAGAAAAACCCAGAGACUCCAAAGGCCUCAAAAUGAGGAGAAUUUCAGGCGACCACCUUGUUUAUAACAAGUUAUGUCAGCAAUUGAUAUCGUGUAUGACUGUAUCUUAGCGGUAAGUUUGGACCACUAAAAAAAAUUGGUAGUCGCACUUAUUGUAAGCCAUAUUUUCAAAGAUUAUAAUCUAAAUUUUAGUUAUAAAUAACAAAUAUUUGGGACAUCUGGAAAUAUUUUAUAUAUUAUUUUUUCACAUUCCAAAAUCGUUUUUUUAAGUUGUGAUCAAGAAAUCGGAGAUUUAAAUUUGUGACUGACUAAAACUAUAAAUAUCUAUUUUUAAACAAUAAAACGCAUACAGGAUGAUUAAAUAUUCUUCAAAAACACAUAUAAGAGACUUAUUAUUGGCCUAAGAUUAAGUCUUAUCAAACACCCUGUAUUAAAAUAAAUUUAAAAAACUGUACAUAGUUCUUUUAGUGUAAAGAAAACACUUUGUAUAUAAAUUAAACCAAUACAGAUCUGCACAAAAAUAAAUUGUUUUUAAAUGAUUUUAACAAAAAUUCGAUUACAUAUAAAUCCGUUUUUUAUAACUUGCAUUGAAAAAACAUUUAAAACCCAAAUUUUUUUAACAAAAAUUCAUUGUUUAGCGUUAAAAACAUAACAAAAAGGCACAUUUAAUUUCUAAAAUCUAAAAAUAUGCUAUUUAAGUUGAUUUUUUAUCUUUAUCUUUUUAUUUUAUGUACCCAAAAUUGUAUGCAUAAAAAAAUUUAUAUUUUUGUCAAAAUCAUAUAAAACUGUAGAUCUGUGUGAUGCACAAUGUAAAUAUUAUAAUCCUACGGGUCAUUCCGUUAAAAUUCUAGCAUGGAAUGACCUUUAUUAUCUAA